AUAACCAUUUCUUCUCUGCACAACCUUAACAAUAAUAAUAUCUCUCUUCUAAGUAAAAAAAUGGCAAUGAAUGGUUUGUCCAAGAUGGCUGCAGCCGCCGCAACUGCUCUUCUCCUAGUCCUGACCAUUGUCCCGGCCACAGUAGCUGUGACUUACACGGUGGGAGACGGUCAACAAUGGGACAGUGGUGUGGACUACACAGUUUGGGUUGCCGGAAAGACUUUCAGGGUUGGUGACAUUCUAGAGUUCAAGUAUGGUCGAUCACACUCGGUGGAUGAGGUUGACAAAGCCGGAUAUGAUGGCUGCGACGCCUCCUCCUCGACUGAGAACCAUUUAAAGUAUUUCAUCUGUCCUACACCUGGUCAUUGUGCCAAUGGCAUGAAGCUAGCCGCUACUGUCUUAGCCGCCUCUGCCGGACCUCCGGCCACUCCCACGCCCCCGUCUUCAACUCCGGGAACUCCCACGCCACCGUCUACAACUCCGGGAACUCCUACCACACCGGACUCACCUCCGGCUGGCGGAUCACCCACCACACCCACACCUGAUUCAGGGUCAACUUCUCCUCCUCCACCAAAGCCAAGUGGUGCGUCAAAGGGAGUGAUGAGUUACGUUUUGGUCGGAGUCUCGAUGGUUUUGGGUUAUGCUUUGUGGAUGUAAUUGGUUUAGUGAGCCAGGGUGGAGUCAGUGCUUUUGCUUUUUAAAUUAUUUUGGUCUUUGGUUGUAAGAGAAUUUGGGUAUGUGUGAUACGUCAGAAGCUCUUCAUUAUUCGUAGGAUUUUAUUAUUCGGCAUUUGAUUAUCGUUAUCAUCAUCACAUUACUCACUUAUUGCUGUAAUAAAUUAUUACUUAAUUU
Molecule: messenger RNA, 852 nt
Organism: Arabidopsis lyrata subsp. lyrata
Lineage: Eukaryota; Viridiplantae; Streptophyta; Magnoliopsida; Brassicales; Brassicaceae
Product: uclacyanin-2
Cellular component (GO): plasma membrane
Molecular function (GO): electron transfer activity
Source: RefSeq, a predicted model, not a curated record